Molecule: messenger RNA, 3269 nt
Organism: Aspergillus heteromorphus CBS 117.55
Lineage: Eukaryota; Fungi; Ascomycota; Eurotiomycetes; Eurotiales; Aspergillaceae
Gene: atgI
Product: autophagy protein ATG9
Exons: 3
Coding region: 378-3188 (936 amino acids)
Biological process (GO): protein localization to phagophore assembly site; autophagy of mitochondrion
Cellular component (GO): autophagosome; phagophore assembly site
Source: RefSeq, a predicted model, not a curated record
CCGGUCAUCAGCUCCUCUUUCGAUUCCAGCCAUCUAUCAACUCCUGACCGACCCCUUCCUCUUCCCUCCCACAGUCAACCGAGCUCGUUCAGUAGAUUUCGGCCGAGUUCAUCUGCUUCUCUCCUCUCCCCUCCUAUUGACCCACCUCAAGAGUCAGAACUGAUCCAUCAUAUCGCUCCAUAGAUGCUGGGUCAAUCAGCCGCGUUUGUCUCUAGGUUAUCAUUGCCGCCUCUCCGCUUCAACCACCCUGCCUCGUUGCUAUAUAGCCUCUCCCCAUCUGGAUGGCCCUGAAGUGAUCCGAUCCACGGUUUUGCGGCCGCUAUAAUGUACUGAUUAUUCUAUAAAUUCCACGACUUACCCGAGUAUCUUAAUCCAAGAUGAUGGCAUCAAACAUCCUGUCCCGGUUUCUCCCUCCAAACGGCUCCCCAUCCGUGUAUGAGACGAUCCGACAACACGAUUCCCACUCAGAAUCAUCGGACAUCGAGGAACGCGCGGGCUUGACACUGGAAGAUGACCACCGGGACCAGUUUAGUGACCGUGAACUCGAGGAAGCCCUAGCAGAUGCUGGGAGGGAUGAUUCCCCGGGCCCGAGCGAUCCAUUUCUGCCGCCCCAGAGUCCGCCCCGGAGAAGAGAUGGGGGAGGCAUCCUUCAGAAGGGCUCUCGCCGUCGCAAGCGCAGCCGUUCUCGGGGAAUACACAUAGCCUUGCCUAAUCAUAAACUUGACGAUAGUGACGAUGACGUCCCCGCCUCUCUUCUCGUGGAAGGAGGUCAAGAUGACGACGAUGACCUGAGGUCGAGACUUCCUCCUCCACCGCCAUCCCAUCGCCUCCCCGACCAACCUCCUCGCCCCCGAUCCCCCCCUCGAGGAGAGUGGGCUCGCUGGGAAACGACCCGAGAACAGUUACCUCUUCACGACGCCAAUCGGAGGCGCCCUCGGACGCUGUGGUCGGCUGGGUACCCCAACUUGGCUACAGUUGAUCCGAAGGAGAAAGCAAUGUGGAUGUGGGCCAAUGUUGAUAAUUUGGACAAUUUUUUGAAGGACGUCUAUACAUACUUUCUUGGGAAUGGGAUUUGGUCGAUUUUACUGAACCGGGUCCUGAGCCUUUUGACGUUUGGGUUCGUUGUAGGAUUUAGUAUAUUCCUCACCAACUGCAUCGACUACCACAAUGUACGCGGAAGUAAAACUUUAGACGACAUCCUAAUUCAGAAAUGCACAAAAAAGAUGUCCUUUUCCGCGACCUUCCUGCUGUGGUUACUUUCUCUCUUCUGGAUCGGCAAGGCUUUUCAGUACUUGUUAGAUAUCAGAAGGCUUAAGCAUAUGCACGACUUCUAUUUCUACCUACUUGGAAUAUCUGAUGCCGAGAUCCAGUCGAUAUCCUGGCAGGAGGUUGUCAGUCGACUGAUGACUCUGAGAGAUUCCAACCCCGCGACUGCAGGCGCGGUCUCCGCGAAGCAUCGCAAAUUCAUGGGGAGUCAAUCCAAGCAACGUAUGGAUGCUCACGACAUCGCGAACCGCCUGAUGCGCAAGGAGAACUAUUUGAUUGCCUUGGUGAACAAGGACAUAUUAGAUCUGACUCUUCCGAUACCGUUCCUCAAGAACAGGCAGCUGUUCUCCCGUACACUGGAAUGGAACAUCAACCUCUGCAUUAUGGACUAUGUCUUUAACGAGCAGGGUCAAGUGCGAACGUUGUUUCUGAAGGACACCCACCGACGCGUGUUGAGUGAGGGCCUGCGUCGGCGUUUCAUAUUUGCAGGCAUCAUGAACAUUUUUGUAGCCCCCUUCAUUGUCGUCUAUUUCCUGAUGCACUACUUCUUUCGCUAUUUCAACGAGUUCAAGAAGAACCCGUCUCAAAUCGGAUCUCGACAAUACGCCCCGCUGGCCGAGUGGAAGUUUCGCGAGUUCAACGAAUUAUGGCACCUUUUUGAACGGCGUACUAACAUGUCUUACCCAUUCGCUAGUCGCUAUGUGGACCAGUUUCCAAAAGACAAGACCGUCCAAUUGGCUGGAUUCGUGGCGUUCGUGUCUGGCGCUCUCGCCUCGGUAUUAGCCCUGGCAUCCGUCGUGGACCCGGAGUUAUUCCUAGGGUUCGAGAUCACCCACGAUCGAACAGUGCUGUUCUACUUGGGUGUCUUUGGAUCAGUCUGGGCCGUUGCUCGGGGCCUGGUCCCGGAAGAAACCAAUGUGUUCGAUCCUGAGUAUGCGCUGCUGGAAGUGAUCAAAUUCACUCAUUACUUCCCGAGUCAUUGGAAAGGCCGGUUGCAUAGUGACGACGUCCGCAAAGAUUUUGCUGUGCUGUACCAGAUGAAGGUUGUUAUCUUCCUGGAGGAGAUCCUCAGCAUGCUAUUCACGCCGUUCAUUCUCUGGUUCAGCCUGCCCAAAUGCAGUGAUCGUCUCAUCGACUUCUUCCGGGAAUUCACAGUACACGUCGAUGGGAUGGGCUAUCUUUGCUCCUUUGCUGUAUUCGAUUUCAAGAAAGGCACCAAUGUCAUAUCCCAGGGGGACACUAGUCGACGAGACCCUUCACGGCAAGACCUUCGGGCAGACUACUUCUCGACGAAGGACGGCAAGAUGCUCGCAUCCUACUACGGCAAACGCCAGUUCUACCCACCUCCUACGUUCCCGACCCUCGGGUCCCCGUCUGCCAUUGAGAUGGGCCAUUUUGGUGAUCGACUCGAUCAGACGCUGACACGGCCGGGGCCAGCAGCAGCAGGGCUCAUGGGCCAACAGUCUGCAUUUGGUGCUCCCCGGUUCGGUCCCACCGGCUUGGGCGACCAUGCAUCGCCUGCUCCGUCCAUUCUGCUUGACCCGCACCAUCAGCCGUCCGCAUCAGGGUUCCGUUCAACGCAUCGCGCUAACCCUUACCCACGCUAUCGGGCCACACGACCCCCUCCCACCAUCUCCGACCCUAUCGAGGAUGAAGACUCGCCUGCGGCCAAGGCUCGUACCGCUGCAGCCAAGUCGCCGUCACAAGCCGCAGGUGGGUCGAGCGGGGGCGGCAUCGGCACCAGUGACAGCAACUUGGAGGAGUCGUGGCGGAUGAACCUAGGGGGGGAGGGAGACGAGGACGAGGACGAGGGAGGUGACAAUGCCGACGCACUCGCGGGGGGUGCAGGUGUUUUGGGCCUCAUUCAACAGUUUCAACGAGUGAACCAAGACAAUCGGGGGCGUCCGACGGUUGGUAUAUAGAUAAGCAACUGUGCUCGAACCCGCGAGGAUCCGUUCAUUCAUGCCAGGCGAUGAUAACUGGAGAAUUCUUACCCACGUGAG